This is a messenger RNA of Lipotes vexillifer (Yangtze River dolphin), 2906 nucleotides long. It is a transcript of the gene PDE5A, whose product is annotated as phosphodiesterase 5A. The record is from RefSeq and is a predicted model, not a curated record. Gene Ontology annotation, biological process: signal transduction. Gene Ontology annotation, molecular function: protein binding; 3',5'-cyclic-nucleotide phosphodiesterase activity. Bases 94 to 2691 code for a protein of 865 amino acids. The transcript has 21 exons. NCBI's taxonomy places the organism in Eukaryota, Metazoa, Chordata, Mammalia, Artiodactyla, Lipotidae.
GUCUCGAGGCAGAGUCCAGCUCCUCCAAGGGAGGGACCCCAGCUGGGGUGGAAAACCAGCACCAGCAAGCCGCAGAGAGGCGCCGCGCCGAUCAUGGAGCAGAGCGGCCCCGGCUCCGCGCGGCCGCAGCAGCAGUGGGACCAGGACUCGGUCGAAGCGUGGCUGGACGAUCACUGGGACUUUACCUUCUCUUACUUUGUUAGGAAAGGCACCAGAGAAAUGGUCAAUGCAUGGUUUGCUGAGAGAGUUCACACCAUCCCUGUGUGCAAGGAAGGCAUCAGAGGCCACGUGGAGUCUUGCUCUUGCCCCUCGGAGCAGAGUCCCCGUGCAGAGAGCAGUGUCCCUGGAACACCAACCAGGAAAAUCUCUGCCUCUGAAUUUGAUCGACCUCUUAGACCCAUCGUUGUCAAGGAUUCUGAGGGAACUCUGAGCUUCCUCUCUGACUCAGAAAAGAAGGAACAGAUGCCUCUAACCCCGCCACGGUUUGAUAAUGAUGAAGGGGACCAGUGCUCGAGACUCCUGGAAUUAGUGAAAGAUAUCUCUAGCCACUUGGAUGUCACAGCCUUAUGUCACAAAAUUUUCUUGCAUAUCCAUGGCCUCAUCUCCGCUGACCGCUAUUCCCUGUUCCUCGUCUGUGAGGACAGCGCCAACGACAAGUUUCUUAUUAGCCGCCUCUUUGACGUUGCAGAAGGUUCAACACUGGAAGAAGCUUCAAAUAACUGUAUCCGCUUAGAGUGGAAUAAAGGCAUCGUGGGACACGUGGCAGCUCUUGGUGAGCCCUUGAACAUCAAAGAUGCAUAUGAGGAUCCUCGGUUCAAUGCAGAAGUUGACCAAAUUACAGGCUACAAGACACAAAGUAUUCUUUGUAUGCCAAUUAAGAAUCAUAGGGAAGAGGUUGUUGGUGUAGCCCAGGCCAUCAACAAGAAAUCAGGAAAUGGUGGGACAUUCACUGAAAAAGAUGAAAAGGACUUUGCUGCUUACUUGGCAUUUUGUGGAAUUGUUCUUCAUAAUGCUCAACUCUAUGAGACUUCACUGCUGGAGAAUAAGAGAAAUCAGGUGCUGCUUGACCUUGCUAGCCUAAUUUUUGAAGAACAACAAUCAUUAGAAGUAAUUCUAAAGAAAAUAGCUGCCACUAUUAUCUCUUUCAUGCAGGUGCAGAAAUGCACCAUUUUCAUAGUGGAUGAAGAUUGCUCCGAUUCUUUUUCUAGUGUGUUUCACAUGGAGUGUGAAGAAUUAGAAAAAUCGUCAGAUACUUUAACAAGGGAACGUGAUGCGAACAGAAUCAAUUACAUGUAUGCUCAGUAUGUCAAAAAUACUAUGGAACCACUUAAUAUCCCAGAUGUCAGUAAAGAUAAAAGAUUUCCCUGGACAAAUGAAAACACAGGAAAUGUAAAACAGCAGUGCAUUAGAAGUUUGCUUUGUACGCCUAUAAAAAAUGGAAAGAAGAAUAAAGUGAUAGGGGUUUGCCAACUUGUUAAUAAGAUGGAGGAGACCACUGGCAAAAUUAAGCCUUUCAACCGAAAUGAUGAACAGUUUCUGGAAGCUUUUGUCAUCUUUUGUGGCUUGGGGAUCCAGAACACACAGAUGUACGAAGCAGUGGAGAGAGCUAUGGCCAAGCAGAUGGUCACAUUAGAGGUUCUGUCAUAUCAUGCUUCAGCUGCAGAGGAAGAAACACGAGAGCUCCAAUCCUUAGCGGCUGCCACGGUACCAUCUGCCCAGACCCUUAAAAUCACCGACUUCAGCUUCAGUGACUUUGAGCUGUCUGACCUGGAAACGGCACUCUGCACAAUCCGGAUGUUCACUGAUCUCAACCUUGUGCAGAACUUCCAGAUGAAACACGAGGUUCUUUGCAGGUGGAUUUUAAGUGUUAAGAAGAACUAUCGGAAGAAUGUUGCCUAUCAUAAUUGGAGACAUGCCUUUAAUACAGCUCAGUGCAUGUUUGCUGCACUAAAAGCAGGCAAAAUUCAGAACAGGCUGACUGACCUGGAGAUACUCGCACUGCUGAUUGCUGCCUUAAGCCACGAUUUGGAUCACCGCGGUGUGAAUAACUCUUACAUACAGCGAAGUGAACACCCACUUGCUCAGCUCUACUGCCAUUCAAUCAUGGAGCAUCAUCAUUUUGACCAGUGCCUGAUGAUCCUUAAUAGUCCUGGCAAUCAGAUUCUCAGUGGCCUCUCCAUUGAAGAAUAUAAGACCACGCUGAAAAUAAUCAAGCAAGCUAUUUUAGCUACAGACCUAGCACUGUACAUUAAGAGGAGAGGAGAAUUUUUUGAACUUAUAAGAAAAAAUCAAUUCGACAUGGAAGAUCCUCAUCAAAAGGAAUUGUUUUUAGCGAUGCUGAUGACAGCUUGUGAUCUUUCUGCAAUUACAAAACCCUGGCCUAUCCAACAACGGAUAGCAGAACUUGUUGCCACUGAAUUUUUUGACCAAGGAGACAGAGAGAGAAAAGAACUCAACAUAGAGCCUGCUGACCUAAUGAACAGGGAGAAGAAAAACAAAAUCCCAAGUAUGCAAGUUGGAUUCAUAGAUGCCAUCUGCUUGCAACUGUAUGAGGCCCUGACCCACGUAUCGGAGGACUGCUUCCCUUUGCUGGAUGGCUGCAGAAAGAACAGGCAAAAAUGGCAGGCUCUUGCAGAACAGCAGGAGAAGACAUUGAUUAAUGGGGAAAGCAGCCAGGCCAAGCGGAACUGAGUGACCUAUUCAGGCAGAGUUGAAGUUUACAGAUGGCGUAUUCUGCAGUAUGCCUAGUUUUGCUAUACACUGUACAGAUUUGGUGUAUACUUUGCCACUGCUGUAUUUUUAUUUUUGCACAACUUUUGACAACACAGCAUGAAAUGUUUUUAGAGGACUAUUGCAUAUUUUCUGUAUAUUUGUUUUAUGCCACUGAACUGAGAUUAUCAAUGACA